AAACCACAGAAGAAGAAGAAGACCCUCCGCCAAUAUGAAGGCACCCGGGGCAGCUUCUGCCUUUGAUUUUAAAGAAUAAGCCGUGUUAUGUCUACUGGUGCUGAAUCCACUAACUCGACUAAAGUAGAUGCGACACCGAAUUAAUAUCUUGGUCCUGCAGAAUGUCCAAGAUCAGGCGGAAGGUAACAGUGGAGAAUUCAAAAACCAUAUCUGAUAGCAGCAGCAGCAGCAGCACCACGACCAGCAGCACCAGCAACCCCACUGCCCCCUCCCGCCGGCCCAGUGUGUUCGAAAGACUUGGCCCCAGCACUGGGAGUAAUGCUGCUGAUAGUCACUGUAGAAAUUGGCUGAAGACCGGUAAUUGCAGUUACGGCAACACUUGUCGCUACACACAUGGAACUCAGCCACGAGGCAAAGGAUUUAGCUUUAGUCGGUCAGCCGAGAGACCCACAGGUGAUCUGCGGGAGAGGAUGAAGAAUAAAAGACAGGAUGCUGACCCAGAAAACCUGAAGCGAGACGUAGACGAGCCCACAUCCCCCACACCGAGAAAGAGAGACUCCUCCAGAAGCCGACACAGGGAAAAGGACGAUAUAAAGAUCACAAAGGAGCGGACCCCAGCCAGUGAAGAAGAGCCCACAGAGUGGGAAACCAAUCGUGAAGACUCGGAUAUCGGUGACUACGACUACGAGUUAUCCCUAGAGAUGAAGCGCCAGAAGAUUCAACGUGAGCUGAUGAAAUUGGAGCAGGAGAACUUGGAAAAGAGAGACGAGAUUGUCAUCAAGAAAGAUGAGACCCCCACCAAAACAAGAGCCACCGCCAUGCAGAAGGCCUCCCCGGAGCAGUUAAGCAAUAAAGACUCACCCUCAUCCAGGAAGUCCAUGGGAUCCCCAAAACACAAAAGUGGAACCAAAGGCUCAGGCUCUGGGAAGAAAGAAAAGAAGUUGUCAGUGUCCUCACCUGUUACAGAAUCUGUCAGGUCUUCAAAAGGGAGCCACAGUAAGAAGAAAGGACCACGUACCCCCAGUCCUCCUCCCCCAGUCCCUCUGGACAUUCCUGUGAUUGGGAAGAAACACAAAGGCAAGCACAAAAACAAGGAGAAGUCUGUGGAGAAGCAGAAGGACGGGAAAGAUCGGGGACGAGAUACAGAGAAACACAAAGAGAAGAAGGAAAAACGCAGGGACCGAUCAGACAGUUCCCACAAGGCCAAGCGGUCUGUGACUUCAGAGGAGCGUUCUGGUAGUGUGUCAUCUCCCUCCAGGGGCACUUCACCCUCAGCCAGGAAGAAAUCUACGUCUCCUAAAGCUUCGUCGCAUAAGACCUCUGUGCUGGCCUCCCCUCUUCGCAGGUCUCCUUCUCCUCCGCGCCGCCAGCGCACCCCCACUCCUCCCCGCCACCACUCCCCUUCCUCCCACUCGGGUUCUUCUGCCCAGCGGCACUCUUUGUCUCCUCGUCGCCGUCGCUCGUCCUCUCCCACCUACCACCGGAGCACAGCAGCCCCGGCCUCGGCCUCCUCCCCUCCGAGCUCCCGACGCUCCCGAUCACCUCCUGCCUCCCAUGACCGAUCUGACAGGUCGAGCCCCAGCCGGCGCCACUCCAGGGGCCGCGAGAGGAGCCGUGGUGAAAGAGAGAGGAGCCCGCCUGCCCAGGAGCGCAGACAUGAGCGCAGAGAUGGAAGCCGCAGUAAGCGAGAGAAGGACAGCAUCCGUGACGACCGGGACUAUGACUCCGAACUGAUCUCAUCACGAGACGCUCGCGAUGACAGAGAGACUAGAGAGGCCCGUGAGCGACGGGACACUCGCGAUCGGGGAAGAGAAACAACCCGAGACUCUCGCGACCACCGGGACAACAGGGACGUAAAGGACUCCAGAGAGAGCAGGACAGAGACGCGCUCCAGUCGGGAGUCACUGGAGAUUCGCGAGCGGGAACGAGAAAGGGACCGGGAGAAGGAGAGGGAGAAGGACAGAGAUAGAGAGAGGGAGAGGGCUGACACCUACAGGAAGGAGGAACUGGCCCAGGAAGACAGGAGUUAUGGAAGAGGUCAUGGACGCGAUGACGGAGGGAGAGGUGAAGUAAGGACGGAGAACAGGACUGACAGAGCGGAGAGGAACGGACGAGGGAGAGGGCGUGCUAAUGAAACAUCUGAUAAAGGGUCUAACAGAAACUCCCGGGGUUCCCAACUAGAAAGCAGCCACGACAACUGGGAGUCACGGAGCAGCUCGGUGCGCGAACGCAGCGCAGAGAGGAGCACCGAUCGCAGUGCUGCUGAAAGAAGUUCCGAGAGGGGUUCAGACCGAGAUCGCUAUGAGAGCGACAGGAGAGGAGAGCCGGCACGAGACUCGUCUUACGACAGGAGAGGAGGGCAUGGAGAGCGGGAUCGCAGAGACAACCGAGAGAGAGAUCAAAGAGCAGCCUCUCCGAAUAGACACCAGGGCAGAUCAGAGGAGUCUGAGAGGGAAGAGAGGAGGGAGGAGCGGAGGACAGAUAGAGCAGAAGACAGACGAGACGACAGGCCCCGGGAGCGAGACAGGGAGCGGGAGAGGGAGAAAGAGAGGGAGAGGGAAAAGGAGCGAGAGAAGGAGAGGGAGGCCGAGAGGGAGCGGGCGGCCCGGGAGCGGGAACGGGAGAGGGAGAGGGAGCGAGAGAGGGAGAGGGAGCGGGAGCGAGAGAGGGAAAAGGAGCGAAGCCGCAGUAAGCGAGAGAAGGACAGCAUCCGUGACGACCGGGACUAUGACUCCGAACUGAUCUCAUCACGAGACGCUCGCGAUGACAGAGAGACUAGAGAGGCCCGUGAGCGACGGGACACUCGCGAUCGGGGAAGAGAAACAACCCGAGACUCUCGCGACCACCGGGACAACAGGGACGUAAAGGACUCCAGAGAGAGCAGGACAGAGACGCGCUCCAGUCGGGAGUCACUGGAGAUUCGCGAGCGGGAACGAGAAAGGGACCGGGAGAAGGAGAGGGAGAAGGACAGAGAUAGAGAGAGGGAGAGGGCUGACACCUACAGGAAGGAGGAACUGGCCCAGGAAGACAGGAGUUAUGGAAGAGGUCAUGGACGCGAUGACGGAGGGAGAGGUGAAGUAAGGACGGAGAACAGGACUGACAGAGCGGAGAGGAACGGACGAGGGAGAGGGCGUGCUAAUGAAACAUCUGAUAAAGGGUCUAACAGAAACUCCCGGGGUUCCCAACUAGAAAGCAGCCACGACAACUGGGAGUCACGGAGCAGCUCGGUGCGCGAACGCAGCGCAGAGAGGAGCACCGAUCGCAGUGCUGCUGAAAGAAGUUCCGAGAGGGGUUCAGACCGAGAUCGCUAUGAGAGCGACAGGAGAGGAGAGCCGGCACGAGACUCGUCUUACGACAGGAGAGGAGGGCAUGGAGAGCGGGAUCGCAGAGACAACCGAGAGAGAGAUCAAAGAGCAGCCUCUCCGAAUAGACACCAGGGCAGAUCAGAGGAGUCUGAGAGGGAAGAGAGGAGGGAGGAGCGGAGGACAGAUAGAGCAGAAGACAGACGAGACGACAGGCCCCGGGAGCGAGACAGGGAGCGGGAGAGGGAGAAAGAGAGGGAGAGGGAAAAGGAGCGAGAGAAGGAGAGGGAGGCCGAGAGGGAGCGGGCGGCCCGGGAGCGGGAACGGGAGAGGGAGAGGGAGCGAGAGAGGGAGAGGGAGCGGGAGCGAGAGAGGGAAAAGGAGCGUGAGGAACGGGAGAGGGAGAGGGAGGAGCGGGAGCGCGAAAGGGAGAGGAAGGAGCGAGAGAGGGAGCGGGAGAGAGAGAGGGAGCAGCGGGAGAGAGAGAGGCAGCGGGAGUGGGAGGAGCGAGAGAGAGGGAGAGAGGAAAGGCGGGAGAGGAGAGACGACGUGAGGGACGACCGGCCCGUCCGAGACACCCGGGACGAUCGCAAGACGAGUCGAAAGAGGUCCAGGGUGGAGAGCAGCCCGAGCCCCCGGACCUCGCCUAAGCGAGCAACGCGGGACCUCAGUCCGGCAGACAGCGACGGCUACAACAGCACGGAAGAGAAAAGUGCCGACAAGCAUCGUCUGCUGAGCCAGGUGGUGCGGCCCCAGGAGCCCUUGCUGCGUUCUCCACCGAGGGCUGCUCCAUCUGAAGACAAGCCCAGUCACUGGAAGGACGAGGAACGCAGAGGAGCCGGGGACAAAAGGGAAGCACGCGGCCGCCUAGAGGACCUGGAGCCCCGCGGGGAACGCAGCAGAGCAGCAGGCGACAGACGAGGAGAGCACCUUGGUGCAGACACCCCGUCCGACUCCCGUAGCAGAGGCAGAGAGCAGCGAGAACCCACGCCGCCUCCUCAACCUUCUUCAGCCACCGGCAGCGAAGACAGAGACACGGCUGGCUCCCAGUCCCACGAGGAGGGCAAAAAGAAGACAAAGUCGUGGAGGAAGGGCUUGAAGAAGGUCCGCAAAGAAGAGGAGGUUGGCGGUGGCAUCAGCCUGGCUGGUGCGGGCGAUCGUUUCAACCCGGAGCCCCCAACUGUCGGCACUACAGAUGCAGCUCCACCCUUACACUCCCCCAGGAAAGGAACCAAGAAGAAGGCGCUUGAACGAAAGAGGAAACGGUCACGAGGAGAAUCUGAUGUGUCUGACGAGGAUUCAUCAGCCCACCAGCCACAUAGCAAGAGGAAGCGAGGUCCCCGGACACCACCACCCUCGAUGAGGCCUGAUCACCGCGGUACUGGAGGCAACACAGAGCCGUCUCCACUGCCCAAAAUGGACAACUUCAGUGACUGGUCAGAUGAGGAGGUCACAGAGCGAGGUGGAGGACCGCUGGAAACACAAGCACCCCCGGGUCCUGCUGAGAGGGCUCCUGCUGAGCCUCUUAGGAGAGGUGGUCCCAGGGUGGGCAGGGACAGGGAGCGGUGCAACCCACCUCCCAUCGCCCCUCUACUCCCGCAGGAGCCUCCAUUGAUGCUGCAGACUCUGACUCCGCAGCCCCUCAUGUCCCAGCCGCUGCUCCGCAAACCUCCCCCAGAGCAGACGCGUAGCAGCAGCAUGGGAAGCAACCAGAGCCGCACGUCAUCCAGGCGCCUGCGAUCGCCAUCCAAUGAGUCUGCACACCGAGAGGACCCCCAAGGGCCGCGAUCCCGCCGGGGCAGGCUGCAGGGCACCAACUCUCGAGACCGGGACAGAGAACGGGAGAGGAUAGCUGAGAGAGAGAGGCCAGUCGUGAGUGAGCCUCCAGGGGCAGAGAGAAAGUCUCGAAUUGACCAGUUGAGGAGAGGAGAGCCCAGCCGCAGCACCUCCUCAGACCGGCAGGAUUCCCGCAGUCACAGCUCCAGACGCAGCUCUCCUGACUCUGAAAGGCAGACCACAUCCAGGUCCCGCGCCGGCUCCUACGACAGUCGAGAACGGGAGAGAGACAGGGAGCCGUUUGAGCGGGAGAGGGAACGAGACCGAAAGGAGCUUCGGCCUCAGCAGCAGCCGCAACAGCAGCAGCCCCUGCUCCUCCAACAGCCCCUGCAACAACAGAGAGACUGGGAGCCCGAACCUAGGGACUGGCCUAGCAGGGGACGGGAGCCCCUACUGAUGCGUCCUGGCCGUGAACCUCUCCCGAGGGAGCGGGAUAUCAGGGACAGGGAACGCUUACUCCCAGAGGGACUCAUCCAGCAGCACGAACGGGAGCGAGAGAGGGAGCGAGAGAGAGACAGUAGAGGUGACCGAGGCGGCGAUCGCGAGAGGGAGAGGAUGAUGAUGAUGGACCUGCCGCCCCACCCUGACCCCAGGGCUCCAGGACGAGGGGAACUAAGAGGCGAAAUGAGAGGAGACCUGCGAGGGGACAUGUUGAGACAGGAAAGGGGCGACUAUGAGCCUCUGCUGCCAAGAGAAGCCUUCAGCCCUCCAGAGCCGGAGAAACCGAGUAACAGUCACCAUCUCAUGGGAGAUCAAAGGGAGCUGGAGAAGACGGACAGUAUUGACGGGGACGAUGAUGGGAAAGAAGACGAUGGCCAGUCAGUCGCAUCUGUUGGAGAGGAGUAUGAACCAAUCAGUGACGAUGAGCUGGAUGAAAUCCUUGCUGACAGCCAGAAAAAAGAGGAUCAGCAAGAUGAUGACAAAAUUACAGGUCCUCUGGAUGUGAUUGAUGUGGACUGGUCCAGCCUGAUGCCCAAACAGAAGCAGGAACCCCGGGCAGCCGGGGCAGCGUUGCUCCGGUUCACACCAGGGGCCGUGCUUCUUAGGGCAGGCAUCUCCAAGCGACUUGCUGGGCCUGAGCUCAUGGAGCAGGCCAGAGAGGUGUGCAAGUCUGAGCUGGACGACCCCAAAGAUACUGACAAGCUGUUUGAGCAUGACCUGGGGGCCCUGAAUAUGGCAGCCCUGAACAGGCGAGUGGAGAGGGCAGGUUUACUGAGCAACCUCGGGCCCUGCUGCAAGGCCCUGUGUGCCCGCAGGGACUUCACCAUCCGACGGCAGCUCCUUAAAAAUGACAAGGGCCUGACCAAGCAGUACCCCGCUAUGCCUGUGGUAGACAGCGAGCUGCUGCAGAUGAGCAUGCGUCUCUUCAGAAGGACCAUGGCUGGCCAGGCCUCAGGCCCAGAAAGGUCUGACGGUGGGUCAGCGCCAGGUGCCGAGGUUGCUGCUGCUGGUAGCAGUAGUAAGCUCAGCACAGUCCAGCCUGAGGUGUGUGUGUCCUGAAAGAAAUGGGCUUAGUGAGUCAAACACAUGAAAGUGAACGCUUCUAAGCCCUUACUUCUUCCAGCCCCUAACUCUCCCUGACUCUGUCCCAUUGUAUUGCAUACAUACAUUACAUACAUAGCAUUUUUAGUCAUGAGAGGAAAUAAAGAAAAACAGCAAAAUUGUGAGUCUUGCCCAGUUAUGCUUUACAUGUUUUUGAUGAUCUGCAAGUGCUGUGCCAUAGACUACUGGACAUUCUAGCCUAUGGAGGUGUGUAAUGAACCGUGUACGAGAAACAUAAAACAUACCUAAAAUGACUUCAUGUUUUUUUUUCUUUUUUUGUGCUUUACAAUGUUUUAGAGCAGCUUUUUAAUUGUCUAUUUCACCUGCCUAACCAAGUUCAAAUUACUGUUUUGUUUUCAUAUAUUGUGCAUUGGUUACUACAACUGUGCAUUAAAAUGGUUAGAUGUUGAUUUUUGUAACGGGUCUUUUGCUUUGUAUGAAGUGACUGUUUAGCCUUCAAAUGUGACACUUGAUGUUUUUGUUUACACCAUAUUACAAAAUCUGCAAAGCAAAUCUAUAGCAUUUGCUGCAGUUUGUUACUGACCAUCAACACUGAAACAUCCUGCAGGGACUUGAAUGAACGUUUCUCCUGAAUAAGCACUGCCAAACUAUUCCUUCGUUGAAUGUUAUUUGUUCUAACUGUUAAUCUUUGGAAACAUUAUUGCUUUUUGCUUGAUGUGUUUGUUUUGAAUGGUUUGGCAAUGUCUCCCUGAAAUGAAAUGAACUGAAGUAAGCGCAGAGCACACUAUAUAGACUGCAGUGUACCAGAUCUCCAACACUGCCAUGUGGAAUUCUUCUCCUUAACUUUCACCAGCCCACACCGUCCAAAAAGGAGCCAAAAGGUUCCCAAUAGGAAAAGACGGUAGACUGUUUAGAUAAAAAUGGAUGGAAAGAUAAUUAACUUCCACUUUACAUCACAUUUCUGUGGUUGACCAUCCAGAGUCACAAUAAAAAGACUUGUGUACAGGUGGAUAAAUGGAACCUCUGGGAUGUGGUUGUAUGAACACUUAGUUCAAGAAGUGACAAUUGAAAUGAGCAGAUUGUGUAUGCUGCGAGUGCUUGGACACAUUCAAUGGACAAACUGGCAUCACUGAACAGCUUAAAGACCAUAAUAAGAAUGGGAAAGUGUCUUGUUAUCUUAGAGGCCUGGAUUCAACAUGACACCACCUCCCGGCCAUGCAACUGUGACUUGAAGUUUAAGUGACAUUUCAGACACGGAGAGAGUGGGCUCUGAUGUAGCCCGUUAUCGUUUAGUCUGACCACAACUCUAUGUUGUUGGAAAACACUUUUCCUACUACAUAUUUAUUUUGUCUAAGGUUCAAGGUCAAUUUUCAGAUGUGCAAGUAAUGAUAUCUAGAUUAACGCUGUAUUUUUUUACUGUUAAAUAAAUGUAGAGUGACAUUUUU
This is a messenger RNA of Micropterus dolomieu (smallmouth bass), 8086 nucleotides long. It is a transcript of the gene zc3h13, whose product is annotated as zinc finger CCCH-type containing 13. NCBI's taxonomy places the organism in Eukaryota, Metazoa, Chordata, Actinopteri, Centrarchiformes, Centrarchidae. Gene Ontology annotation, cellular component: RNA N6-methyladenosine methyltransferase complex. The record is from RefSeq and is a predicted model, not a curated record. Gene Ontology annotation, molecular function: metal ion binding. The coding region runs from base 162 to 6638 and encodes 2158 amino acids. The transcript has 23 exons.